This is a messenger RNA of Amphimedon queenslandica, 575 nucleotides long. RefSeq lists its product as uncharacterized. The record is from RefSeq and is a predicted model, not a curated record. The transcript has 4 exons. The coding region runs from base 41 to 487 and encodes 148 amino acids. NCBI's taxonomy places the organism in Eukaryota, Metazoa, Porifera, Demospongiae, Haplosclerida, Niphatidae.
UACAACAUACAGUUAUACAUUAAUAGGCCUGUACAGUGGUAUGAACUAUACCAUCACAGUGAGAGCUGGUAAUGUACCAGGAGCAUCAAAUUCAAGUAUGAUAUCAGCUAAGACAUCAUUAUCAAAAUUAUGUGGAAUGAGAUCAAUUGUUCGCAACUCAAUGGUAGAUUCUAAUGAAGAUGGUGCUGCUAUUGGACUUGCAAUUACUGUAGCUUUAUUGAUGAUUCUAUUAACUAUUAGUCUUGUUGUCCAUGUCUACUGUUUCAUAAAAUUAAAGUACCCUGCUUUCAUUGCAACAGAAACAAAUAAAUCCACUGCUAAAGAUGAAAAUAAAAUUAUUGAAGACAUCAAAAUAAAAGAAUGUGAAUCAUACCGUCUUCAUGAAUUAAGUAAAGCAGUGGUGUAUGAGGAGUGUUUGCCUGCUGAUGAUCAAUUUCCUGAUGUUAGUGAACCUACUACUGAAGCAUUAUACAACUACUGUGAUUGAUACACCUUUUGAAGUAUUUAACAUUGCUGGUACUCGUUAUAUUUUGUGUGAAAACAUGAAAUUUUGAUAUAAUUUUAUUUAGUUAGUU